AUGAUGGCGCAAGCAUUCAAUUCAGUAAUGAAUGGUGGUCAACUUCCUCCAAAUUGCGUACUGUUGAAAUUAAAUGUAAAUGGUGGCAUGCAACAACAGCAAUAUGGGCAGUUUCAACAACAACCAUAUAAUAUGCAACAACCGAUGAAUAUUGGUAAUUUUAUGUCUCCCCAACAACAACCAAUGAAUUUCUUGCCUCCUUCUCCGUUCAUGUACGAUCAGGGUAUACCAGGAGGUUUGGUUCCAUAUCAGCCUAAUGGUACUGGCUAUUCUCAAUAUCCACCUUACAUUGGUUAUAACGGUGCAGCGCAACCAAAUAACUAUCCCAUUGUACCCUAUCAAGAACAGCAUCAGUACUACGAUAUUCCUCGAUAUCGAGGUAGAAAAUCUCGUGGACAAAGCCAUCAUCGUGAACGGAGCCGCGCACAACAUUCAAAUAUUUAUGAAGAAGAAUCAUUUGAUAGCCAAAUGCGAAAUUUAGACUGGAGUGGUUUAUUCAAUCAACAUGGUCAAAAACCAGCAAUAGGUUAUAGAAGAUCACAUGCGAGUUCUUCAUCAUCAACGUCAAAAUCUUCUAGCUCUCGUUCAUCUACAACAAGUGAUGAAACAAUACGUCGAGUGAGUGUAUCAAGAAGCCGUCCAACCGAUGUUAACAGGAAACAACAAGAAAACUAUCAACAACAACAGCAACAGCAGCAUUAUCGUCGACCACGACAAUAUGAUGGAGAUUAUAGUCGUCAACGUGAUAAUUCACAUAACACAAAUAAUACCUAUCGAUCGAAUAACAACCGAAAUAGAUCAUCAACUCAUAGAAAGCACAGAAAAAAUGAUUUAUUGCCAUUUGAAUAUUCAUCUGAAUUUAUACCUCUGGAUAAAGAAAAACAGUCUAAGAAAUCGACGGCGGCUAAUACGAAUAAAAAAGGUCGUGUAAGUGAAGACGAUGUAUUCAUUAUUAAAACUAAAAAUAACCAACAACAAAAACAACAACCUCUACCAUCACAAAAACAAAGAGAACAAGAAAAAUCACAGGCACCACCGUCGAAAUCGGAAAAACGUUAA
Molecule: messenger RNA, 1059 nt
Organism: Didymodactylos carnosus
Lineage: Eukaryota; Metazoa; Rotifera; Eurotatoria; Philodinida; Philodinidae
Source: the annotation of a GenBank genome assembly